AUAAUAAAAAAAUAAAUUAAAAAAUUAAAAUGACAAAAUGAUUAUUGAGUUGAGGUAUUUUUCCUACUGUAAAAUUCUUGAAUUAUGUAUUUUAUAUCUAUAAAAACAGAUUUGUGACGAAAAAUACUUUACCAUGUGCAAGUGCGACGUAUCUUCAUUAUAAACCGAGUAAUUAAGACCCAUAACUAAUGUAAAAAGAAAUGUGGAUACAGUGCUGUUCUAUUUUUAUGUCAAAAUGUUUAAAAAAUACUUACUUUUAUUAUUUUCCUCAUUAAUAAUCACCGCGUCAGCUACACAUGUAAAAGGAGAGUUUUCGACUCAGGACUUUUUCAAGUUCUUAGUGAAGUUCGGCUUUCAAAAGACUGAUAUACAUUUCCAAAAGGAAACAUAUGGCUACAUUUUCGGUAACAUCACAUCGAAAGAAAAUUUUAAAUAUCCAGUGACUUUUGCAGUUUUGGACCGAUCACAUUUUUUACAUUAUUACAAAAGUCGUGAUAUUAUUGAUAAGGAGUCGGCAUGUCAGGCGAUGUUUCAACAGCUAAAUGGCUCUGCUUAUCAUCCAAAGUGCAAUGCCAAUGGUCAAGACCUGUUUAGGAGGAUCCCUUGUCCUGAAGGCAAACUCUGUGUGGAUGAGGACACGCCAUGGAAUGUGGUGAAAAAAAAUCAAUUUACAUAUGUUAUUCAAAACAAUGGACAGCCAAGGUUCUGGUAUGUUUCAAUGGUGUCCUGCUAUUUGGAUGAGGCAACUUGCACAUGGCACCAUUAUUCUGGUGCACCAUCCUCUGACAACAAGACCUUGACAAACACACCACAAACUAUAGAGUAUGACUUCUGGCUGGUGAAUGGAAGCCCUAACCUCUCUCUCUCUAACACAAUGUUCUACCAGUUCUCAUUUGACAGACAGAAUACAUUGGAAUUGUAUUUGGUUUUCUGGCUGUGCUAUAUUAUACUUCUGCCUGUUCAAAUUUAUGCAGUCAGAACACAAAGGCAUCCUGUCACUAAGCUGUUCACUUCAAGCCUUGUGCUUGAGUUUGUGGCUCUCUGUUUCAAUGUGCUACACACUAUGAAGUUUGCUGCAGACGGUGUUGGCUUCCCGGGGUUGGAUGUAGCUGGUGAUAUACUGGAUAUUAUGAGCAGAACCCUCUUUAUGCUCUUGCUCCUUUUGUUGGCAAAAGGCUGGGCCGUCACCAGAUUAGAGCUGACAUACAAGCCACUGGUUUUUGGAGUGUGGAUGGUCUAUGGAAUUGUUCACAUACUAUUGUAUGUUUGGAACACUACGGAAGUGGAUAUAAUAGAGGAGAUAGACGAGUACCAGACGUGGCCGGGCUGGCUGGUGCUCACUCUGCGCGUGGCCAUCAUGACGUGGUUCGUGCUGGAGCUGCGGAACACCAUGAUGUACGAGCACAACAUGCCCAAGCUCAACUUCCUCCUGCACUUCGGCGCCUCGAGCCUCGUGUGGUUCGUCUACUUGCCGAUCAUAGCGCUCAUAGCUCUGCAGAUUAGCCCGCUGUGGAGAUUUAAAUUUAUUUUAGGUAUAACUUACUCUGCAGAUUGCCUGGCGUUUUGUGUGAUGGCGCAUCUGUUGUGGCCGACGCGCUCCGAGCAGUAUUUGUUGCUAACACCCUCUGAUUAUACCGCGGGUAUAGAGGAGCUGGAUGAGUUCAGCGAAUCGCCGCACGUCGUCCACAGCGACACAGUCGCGCUGACGGCUGACAGCAUCAACGCUGACGACGAGGAGGUCAUCUUCACGCGCCCGCACAAGAACGGCGUCGCCUACUCCUAGCAACGCGACUAAGUACUGUGACCUCGUGGAGAAGGUAUAAUUGGUCAACUUUAUACUUCUGGUACCUUAUAUUGAAGGUAUACACGUGUUCGUAUAAAAACGGCGCUGUCUGCUCCUAGCAAUGCGACUAAGUACUAUGACCUCGUGGAGAAGGUAUAACUGGUCAACUUUAUACUUCUGGUACCUUAUAUUGAAGGUAUAGAUACACGUGUUCGCAUAAGGACUGCGUCGCCUACUCCUAGGAACGCGACUAGGUAUUGUGACCUCGUGGAGAAGGUAUAACUGGUCAACUUUAUACUUCUGGUACCUUAUAUUGAAGGUAUAAAUUCAGGUGUUCCUAUAAAAACGGCGCUGUCUGCUCCUAGCAACGCGACUAGGUAUUGUGACCUCGUGGAGAAGUUAUAACUGGUCAACUAUGUACUUCUGUUACCUUACGUAGAAGGUACAUAUUCACGUGUUCGCAUAAGAACUGCGUCGCCUACUCCUAGGAACGCGACUAGGUACUGUGACGUUGUGAAGAAGGUAUAACUGGUCAACUUUAUACUUCUGUUACCUUAUAUUGAAGGUAUAUAUUCACGUGUUCGCAUAAAAAUUGCAUCACGUACUAGCAACGCUAGGUAUUGGGACCUUGUGGAGAAGGUAUAACUGGUCAACUUAUAGUCUGUUAACUUAUAUAAAUCGCACAUAGUCAUGUGUUCGCAUAAGAACAGCGUCCUAUAAUGCGACUAGGUAUUGUGACCAUGUGGAGAAGGUAUAACUGGUCAACUUUAUACUUCUGACACCUUAUAUGAAAGUACAUAUUCAUGUGUUCGCAUAAGAACGACGUCGCCUACUUAUUUGUUAGUUGUUAUAUUGCAAUGGGACUAGAUACUGUGACCUUGUGGAGAAGGUAUAACUGGUCAACUUUAUACUUCUUGUACCUUAUGAAGAAGGUAUAAUAGUUCAAUUACUUGUGUAGCAAGCAAAAAAAAUCUUGCUACGAAACUUGAUAUGGAGCAGGUAUGGUAUGUGAAUAAUGAUAGAAAGCAGAAUCUUAUUUCUGGCUAUAGGUUAUUAAUUUUUAACCGACUUCCAAAAAGGAGGAGGUUCUACGUUCGGCUGUAUGUAUGUUUUUUUUUUAUCAAGUAUUAUUAUCCUAUAGUUACAUACUGCAUUUUGUUAAACCGAAAUUUGUAUAAUUUCGAGUUGUUCGAACGUUAUUAUAGAGGAACUCUAUUUCGAUUUUCGUUUUCGAUUACUGUAAAAACUUGAGGUACUGAUAUUAGAUUAGCUGUCGACAUCUACGUAUUAGGUUAUAAAAUCAUGAAAAUAAACUACAUUAGUUUCUUAAAUUUAAGAAAUUUAUUAUGGCUGGAGUUUAUUUAUGUAGUAAAAUCCUUUCCUACUUAUACCCUGGGAAAGCUAUACAAAUCGUUCUAGAGUACAGAAUUUAUUGACCUAAGGCAAUUGAGACUACGAUAUAUUCGAUUACGACAUUGAAGUUACGACUCUACGUAGUUACGAUUCUUCGUAGUUACGACUCUUCGUAGUAACGACUCUUCGUAGUUACGACUCUUCGUAGUUACGACUUUUCGUAGUUACGACUCUUCGUAACUAGUCGACUCUAACGAAAAUUUAAGAAUGUCUCUCCCAGUAUACGGGAGGGGAAAAGAAAAACUCUACUUUUAUGAGUAGAUUUUGCAUCAAAUAAUGAAUAUAAAUAUAGUUCUUUUUUUACAAUUAAUUGUAUAUUCUUUAUUUACUUUAUUAGAUAAGUCGGCACCAAAUUAGUUAUAACAAAUACAAUCAGUAUAACAUUUUUCUAUUUACUUUUUAUAUGAUUUUUUUUACCCUUGUAAAUUAAUUGUACAUAGUUUAAGGAAACUUGAGCGAGAUAAUUGAUAAAAUAGCAGAGAGAGGUUAGGGGAAAUCAAAUCAAAAUAAAAAAAAAAACAUUUUAUAUACGCAAAUUUUUUUACAGAUCAGAAAAUCUGAAGUAGCGAUUGUUCUCGUCUAAGUUUUCUGCUCACUUUUUUAUUUUUGUACAUUAUUUAAUUUAAUUAUUAUUAAUUCAGAUUGACUCGAAUUACGUAACCUUAAAAUAUUUUUUUUUACUAACUAAUAUAUUUUUUAUCUCUCUGUUACUUUAAGUAGUUGUCGAUAUAUAGACCUUUCUUAAAUUGAAGAUAAUCACUUUAAGAGAAAAGUCAGUACGUACAUUCUUAUCACCAUUACAAAUGUAUUAAAAUAUUUUUUUAUACAUUUGUAAAGCAACGUAAUGACAAUAUUAAUUUAUCAUUAUUCAUAUUAAAUUGAUUUUUGAUUGAAAUACAAACGCACUCUAGCACAUUUGUGGUUUAAAUACAUUGACGUAACUGUACAACUGGCGUUGACAGAGGAGUCAAUAGACAGUUUACUGGCGUGCCGUUUUAAAAGAUAUACGAUUUGGACGUACCAGCAUACUACAACAAAGUAUGCUGGUAUGUCCAAUUUUUUGGAGUUUACUCCUUAAGAAUCAAUUUUUCUUAAAUAGCCCCCGGUAUAAAAAAAAUAUGGGCAGUAAAAUUCGAUGAAGGAAUGACAGCGUUACGUUUUUUGUGCGCAACCUAUUCUACACACCUGUUAGCGGGCUCGCACGCCGCGGCCUGCUGCUCCGCGAUUGCACACCUUUUACUUUUCAAGCGUAUGUAUUGAGACGUACAUAGUGUACGCUGCGGGGCAACAUACACCUAUUUAGACAAUCGAUCUGAAAGAGUAAACUCUAUUCGUGCGUCGGAGCUGACACACUUUUUUUUUCAUUAAUUUCAAGGUUAGUUUAAUAUAAUUUGCAACAAAUUGAGACUAAUUUCAUGCUCACACGUUUUUUUUUAUUAAAUAAAUCAAUUGGUAGUUGACAUCUUUUAUCAAAGUUAUACCCUUCGUUGUACGUCAAAAAAACAACACGCUUUACGAUAACUAAUAUCGAAUUGGCUUUUUUUUGUUUAUUUACAGAUUCUUUGCAUACUAGUUGUUUCAUUUUUUGAGCUAAAGAAAUGAUAUUGUAUCUAUCUGUAUUGUAUCUAUCUGUCUAUUUACUUUUCUGUUAACGAAAUGGCACCAGCUCUCCAAAAAAAAUCGUUUUAUAACACUUAUUUUUCAAGUCCACCUCUUUUCUCACUGCGGGGGCUGUGAUGUUGUUUAAUACUAGUCUUAUGAAAUUACUUUUUACAAACAUUUUAUAGCUUUACUUAUUCAAAGUGCCAAUUAAAAAAAAGUAAAAUUCAAUUUGGUUAAAAAUCAAAAUACUUACCCAGAUGUUUAUGAAAAGUGUUCAGACUCUUAAUAACAAUAAGUAUAUCACGCCCAUGAGAGGUUAGAAAAGUUGACAUUCCUAUUAGGUAGAUUAUGUUUUAUGAAAAAAAUGCAUAGAGUUCAAUCCAUAAACAUUAUUAGAUGUAAUUGUAGACGGAGUACAGUUAAUAGACAAUUAUUUAGCGUGCCGUUGACAAAAUAUAUUCGAUUUUGAUGUGAUUUUUACAUCGUAACACAAUACACUCAACUGUUUACACUUGCCAGACCUCAAGGUCCUGCAAAACCAUGCGAUAUGUCACCGAAUAUCGAAUUUACUUGUGUCAAUUCUUUCAAAUCCUUGCAUAAGUUGUUUUCUGUUUGAGAUAAUGUGACGGAUCAUAUACUUCUCUGUCUAGUGCCUACAGAUGUAAAUGGCUAAUAUCCGGCCGCUCAGAGAUUGCGUUUCUGAGAAGUCGUGGUUGAAUGGGCGAUGUAACUUAGAGCUAGCGUCCAAGGUUGUUGUACUGUUUCAAGGUUAUGCCAAUUCUUUGUCUUUAUAGUGAUGAGACAUCAAACGAGGCAAUAUUGAAUAUAAUUUGUCCCAUUGGAUCAUGACCUGGCAGAAACGCAAUCUCUGAGCGGCCGGAUAUGAACGAUUUAGCGGCAAGUAAAUGGAUUUACAGGCUUUGUUAUUAGUAUCUGAGAAAAUAUCAGUAAACUUGUAUUUUUUUAGAAAUGACCAAAUAACAGCCUAAAAAAUUAAAAAAGAAAUCUAAUCUUGAACCUUUUAAAGCAUUAAAGAAAUCUGUUUUCUUGUCACAAACGGUUAAAUCAACGAUAUGCAAAAAUUAUAUAACAAUGACUAAUGGAGAUUAACGCUUUUUAACAAUGAAUGUGUUUAUUAAAAUUUAUUGUGAACAUAAAUUACGCAGUGCUGUCACGAGAUCGGAAUAAAAUUGUCAAUUAAUUAAAAAUAUAAGUACACUUAUCUACAAAUUAUCGUAGACAAGGUGCUUUAUCAUAUAUUCGAGUUCGUAUGUUGAUAAACUACAUCAUAGCAUAAGAUUACUGUAAUCCCUGUGAUAAAUAGUCCUUAAUAAAUUGUUUUUUUUAUUGUGUUACCGUGGUAUCUUUGUAGAAAUAAUGAAUUUUUAAGAUUAGUUCUUUGAUUUUAUACUAUUAAGUACUUCCUGAAUUAUACUUUAUACUGUAACUAGCGGACGUCUGCGACUUCAUCCGCCCUAAGACCUCCUUAAUCCGGCCCUGUAAUCUGUUUCAACUUUGUACGUAUUGCGGUUUUUGAAAUUUCGUGACCUUUUUCAUUCAUAUAUUAAUAAAAUAAAAAGUGACAGCACGGCAUUUUGAAUGAAGAAUCUAUUUAUAAUCCCUAUCAUUGAGUUCAUAAUUCAGAAUUGACUGACAUGGUGUUCUUUUUACCUAAAUGUUGAUGACUAAUUAUUGAAAAUUGAGUAACAUCUCUAAUGUUGCUAAACCAACUUAUGGUAAAUAAGUUUUGAAACAUGGCAACACGUUUUUACAACAAUUUAUAAACCUGCCAGAAAUUGUAAAUUGUUGAUGAAUUUAUUAAAUUUAAGCUACCUAUUAGUAAAAUUACGAUUUUGUCGAAUAAAGUCUUUGUGUUAAAGAUUAUUGUUAGAUAUAUAAUAGUUGAAUAUAUUAAUGAAACGAAAAAAUAUUGACUGCUAUAUUUCAUAUCUUUUCGUUGAAGUAAGUAAUGAAAUAAGAGGUUAUUGAAAAAAUCUCGUUAUUCUGUAAUUGUUAUAAUGAAAAACAGUACAUAAAUGUAUAUAUUAAGUUAAAAAAUGAUUUUUUGUUCAUCUUAAAAAAAGGCAUUUUUUGGAUGUUCACCGGUUUCACCGUCAAUUGUAUAACGAUUUUGAUUAUUUUGAUAUUGUAUAGGUACUUAGAUACUUCUGAUGAAGUCACUUGAAUGUUUUUGAAGUUUUUGUUAUAGACAAUUAUAGCCCACCAUAUUACCAGUGCCGGCUCUAGCCCACGUAGCGAUCGGGUACAUUCAAGACACUAGCGAUUCAAAUGGAAUAGAUAUGUAUUUAUUUAGAUUUGACGGCCUCCGUGGUGCAGUGGUAUGUGCGGUUGAUUUACAAGACGGAGGUUCUGGGUUCGAUCCCCGGCUGGGCCGAUUUAGGUUUUCUUAAUUAGUCCAGGUCUAGCUGGUGGGAGGCUUCGCCGUGGCUAGUUACCACCCUACCGACAAAGACGUACCGCCAAGCGAUUUCGCGUUCCGGUACGAUGUCGUGUAGAAACCGAAAAGAGUGUGGAUUUCAUCCUCCUCCUAGCAAGUUAGCCCGCUUCCAUCUUAGAUUGCAUCAUCACUUACCAUCGGGUGAGGUCGUAGUCAAGGGCUAACUUGUAGAGAAUAAAAAAAAACUGAUUUUUUUACCAAUUUUCGCCUUUAUUUAAAUGUCAACAAUGGUUUAAUAGUAUUAAAUGCUCUACUUUGAGCAAUGCCAGAUAUAUUCCGGCUAAAAGUCCCUGCACCCACGUUCUCUGCAGUUCUACUAAAGACAUCAUAUCAUUACAUCUUGUACUAAAGGCAAAGCUGUCACAAUGUAUAGUGAUUGUUGAUUCUGAAAAUGCACCAUUAGCGCAAAGACCACCUGGCCUAAUCACAACUUUGGUCUUUAUUAACAACCUAAUAAAUUAUACAUUAAAUCAACUGUGAAAUGUCUUAAACCUACUGUAGGAUAUCCACGAAGGGUUAGAGUCUAACUAAUUUCAGUAGACUGAAAUCGCCCGCCAAAUUUAAAAAAUCAUUAAAACAAAUUCAAAAAACAUGCGUUUUUUUUUAUUAAAAAAACAUGCGUUUUCAUAAUUUGUUUAAAUUAUUUUUUGUUUGUGAAUACACCUAUAAAUAAGUAUUAAACUCGGUUAUUCCAAUAUUUGCACUACAAUUUUCAAAAUUUACCACGAUUUUUUUUUAAAUUGGCAGCCGAUUUCAGUCUCUACUUUCAUUGGAUGACAUUUGUUAGAUAGAAUCUCAAUUUCGUAUUGAACUUAGUGAAUUAGCUUGCAGGGCAUGUUUUAGGUGCUGGAAAGAUAUUUAAAUUUUUACAGACUCUCCAGAAGCGGUCGAGCUUCCUUGACCUUUUACCCUGAAUUUCGAAAAUGUGAAAACCCUGACUAUCUACCAUUUGCCGUAAGUUUUAACCGACUUUAAAAGGAGGAGGUUCUCAAGUUAAUCGGUAUGUUUUUGUAUGGGCUAGUUCAUGCACAUAAUUCGUAAUAUGCCAAAUCGAUAUCGCUACUACGCACUGAGAAUAAGACUCCUUUUAUUAGUAAAGUAUUUGUAGAUCAUGGCUUUUAGAGACUUCAUGUAUGUAUGGUUUUACGUAAUAGAUGAUUUAAUGUGUAGGUAUACUAUGUCAGGUUACUAACUUAAAAAAAUCUGUAAGAAUAAAUCAUCCAAAUAUUAGAGUAGCAAUUGGAUCAAAUGUUCAUCUUUAAGUAGAUUAACGCAAAGUUUACGACUUGAUAGUUUAAGUAACGUACGUCACACAAAUAUCUAAAUAUAAAUUAAUUUCUAAAAGUGUCUUGUACGUAGUAUGAAAUCUGAAUAUUCCUUGUGCAAGGUACUUUUUACACGUAUGCCAAUAUUUUUAAGUUUAGAUAUUUGUGUAGGCGAAUUAGAAUGUGUCAAGAAUAUUGUACUAGAUAAACCUAAUGGUUAUUUAUUAAUUAGGUAUUAUAGAACAUUUUGUAAAUUUAUAAAAAAUAAUACGAGUUAAAAUAUAAGAGCACUUUACACUGGAUGUUUGCACGAGACCACAACUAUGUAACGAAGUCGCUCGACGUGGAUGUUCCUUAAUGCUUAUGAUUCGAAUAUUACGAUGUGAUUUUUCAAUUUAUUGUAAAUAUGUGGAAUUAUAGUACAACUAGAUCUCUCAUUAUAUUAUGUGAAUGGAACUUUAUUGAUGAAAUUUGAUAAAUGUACUUAUUUAAGUAUAUGUAUGAAAUAGUUUUUUACAAAGGAUUUUUGAAAUCACUGCAAUUGAUGAAGAAUAAUUGUACCAAGUUUCGUUAAACGUCCGAAUCCGAAAGUUAAUUCGUAGAGUAGUUUUUGUUUCUAUAUCGAACAUAGAGGCAGACAUUCAUUUUUGGCAUCAGUAUCAAUCACUAAUCACCCCCUGAUAGUUAUUUUGGAAAUAUACUUAUUUCAUGUACAGAAUUGACCUCUACAGAUUUAUUGUAAGUAUAGAUUACUGGAUAGUAUAAUUGCAGUGAUUUUGAAAAGUAACUAACAAAAAGCACAGUUCCAUUUUGUGAUAAAAAAUAUAAUUUACAAGAAAACUUACAUAGUAUAGCGCAUAGUUUAAGUGAAGAUAUAUUUUUCAAUUGGUAGUUAACGACUACUGAUUAGUUAUUAUUAAUUGCAUUUUAAAUAAAUUUAAAAAUAUCUGGGUAGUGUUGUCUAGUGUUAAUUUAUUAAGUUGUCAUGUGCUAUGUACCUCACGAACAAUGAAGGCCGAAAAGAUAAUGUGCAUAAAAUAAUAUAUGAAAUAAUCUCUAUA
Bicyclus anynana (squinting bush brown) is the source of this 9582-nucleotide messenger RNA. RefSeq names its product transmembrane protein 145. The record is from RefSeq and is a predicted model, not a curated record. Gene Ontology annotation, biological process: G protein-coupled receptor signaling pathway; response to pheromone. The transcript has 7 exons. Lineage: Eukaryota; Metazoa; Arthropoda; Insecta; Lepidoptera; Nymphalidae. The coding region runs from base 236 to 1783 and encodes 515 amino acids.